AUUCUAUCGAAUCACCGCUCCCCGCUGCGGAGGUGCCCUGGCCCAUUCUUUGCCCGGUGGACGAAUCUCUGGCGGUUCUACCACACGCUGCGCGGCGACAUACACCUCGUCAACAAGCGCAUGCACGAAAGGUACGGGCCCGUCGUGCGGACGGGGCCGAACAACCUAGAUCUGGAUCUACCCGAGCUCAUAAAGACCAUUUACACGACGGACGGCAGAUGGCCCAAGACGGGCUUUUACCCGCCUGCCAGCAAUGUCGUCGAUGGAAAGGUGGUGUACAAUGUGUUCAGUCUUUGUGACCCGGCUGAGCAUGCGCGCCAGAAAAGGCCAAUCGCAAAACACUACUCGCUUCCAAGCAUCUUGCAGCUGGAAGGCCAUGUGGACGAGGCAAUACUGUUAUUCUGUCGCCAGCUCGAAGAUCGCUUCAUGACGUCCAAAGAUGGGAGUUUUGGCGAGAGCUUCGACCUUGGCGAGUGGAUCUCGAUGUACGCGUGGGACGUCAUUGGCCAGAUCACCUUCUCCAAGCACUUUGGCUACCUCGAGAAGGGCUGCGACUUUGACGGGCACAUCUGGCUGUCGGCCAUCGGCUCCGACUACCUCGCCGCCGUCAGCCAGCUGCCGUACCUGGACCGCUGGAUCGACAAGAAUCCCAUCUUCCCCAUCGGCGGCGCCACGAGGCUGCUCGCGCCGACGCUGCGCAGGUUCCGCGACCGAAUGCAUGGCGGACUCGACGACGGGCACAAGCGGACGACGGCCGCCCCCGACUUCCUGGACCGGUUCGUGCAGGCCAAGGCCGAGCACCCGGAUGUGGUCGACGACGGCCAGAUCGUCAGCUACCUGGCCAUCAACAUGCUCGCCGGCGCCGACACCACGGCCAUCGCCAUCAAGGCCGUGCUCUACCACGUGCUGCGCACGCCGCGCGUCCGGAAGCGCCUCGAGGAGUCCCUAGCGGCGGCGGCCGCCGCCGCCCGGAAGCCCGACGACGAGCACGCGGUGGUGCCGACGUACGCAGAGGCGCGGGCGGUGCCGUACCUCGAGGCGGCCGUGCGCGAGGCCAUGCGGCUGCACCCGGCGGUGGCCAUGACGCUGCCGCGGCACGUGCCGCAGCCCCGUCCCGACGGGGGCGCCUCGCCGCCGCCGCCGUCCCCUCCGCUCGUGCUGCCCGACGGCACCGUCGUCCCGCCCGGCACGAGCGUCGGCAUGAACCCAUACGUGGUCGGGCGCAACCGGGCCGCGUUCGGCGCCGACGCCGACGACUUUAGGCCCGAGCGCUCGCUGCGGGCUGAGGCCGAGGGCGAGGCCGAGUUUGCAAAGAGGCUCGCGGCCAUGAACGCCGCGGACCUGACCUUUGGCGCCGGCUCGCACGUCUGCCUGGGCAGGCACUUGGGCCUGGUCGAGGUCUACAAAGUCGUCGCGACGCUGUUUGCGAGCUACGAGAUGGGCAUGGUGCGGCCCGAAAAGGAGUGGUGGACGCGCAAUGGGUUCUUUUUGCGGCAAAAGGGGCUGAACGUUCGGAUGAGGCGGAGGGAUUGUGUUGUGGUUUAGUAGAUUAGAUAAUUGGGAAGUAGCUGCCACGAAAAGGCUCAUGCAAGGCGAACACGCCAGCCAUGAAAAAUAUUACAGUCUUGCUUGACAACAGAAAGCGUGCAAAGACUGAAGAGGGGAAUAGGAAUAAGAGCAGGAAUAACAAUGGGAACAAUAAUGGGAAUAGCAACAUGAAGAACAACAGGAAUAACAAUAAAGAUGAAAAUAAAAAUAAAG
Gaeumannomyces tritici R3-111a-1 is the source of this 1761-nucleotide messenger RNA. RefSeq names its product pisatin demethylase. Gene Ontology annotation, molecular function: oxidoreductase activity, acting on paired donors, with incorporation or reduction of molecular oxygen; heme binding; monooxygenase activity. The record is from RefSeq and is a predicted model, not a curated record. NCBI's taxonomy places the organism in Eukaryota, Fungi, Ascomycota, Sordariomycetes, Magnaporthales, Magnaporthaceae. The coding region runs from base 121 to 1545 and encodes 474 amino acids. The transcript has 3 exons.